AUGACAAUGACUACAAUACCAGAAAGUCUUAAUAGCCCUGUCUCAGGAAAAACCGUUUUCAUGGAAUUUGGGCCACCGAGUCAACAAAUGUCGCCUUCCUCAAUGUCUCACGGACACUAUUCCAUGCACUGUUUACAUUCUGCGGGUCAUACUCAACACGAGAGCUCGUACAGUCCAGCCUCAUCAUUUCCUAGAUCUUUAGGUUAUCCAUACGUAAACUCCGUCGGCAGCCAUUCCUCAAGUCCAUAUCUCAGUACAGUGCAAUCGUAUCAAAACAACUCGGCACUAACACAGACACGGUUAGAAGAUACAGGUAAGCUUUAAACUUCAUCCCUUUCGGCUCUAUAAUGUUCUUGGAACCUUUUGGUUUAUGUUUUUCGGUCCAGCAAACACACUUUGGAUUGGAAAAGCAACCCAGAUGUUGGGGUAUUAGGCUCGGUAAUUAUUUAUUGCGUAAUGCUAUAAACAAUGUAUGCAAUUAAGGGUCAUUAUACCUAAACCACAGCCUGUAAAACUUACACUGUGAUGUUCAUUGCUGUGCAGUGACGUUGGCGAGCUGUCUCCUUUGUAAUUUUGCUAUUGUCUCCCCUUCUCAGCACCAGAGACAGAGAAGAACACAGUUGUAGAAGGCGGAGAGGUGCGGUUCAAUGGGAAAGGGAAAAAGAUUCGCAAACCAAGGACUAUCUAUUCCAGUUUGCAGCUACAAACUCUAAACAGAAGAUUUCAACAAACUCAAUAUUUGGCACUGCCAGAGAGAGCCGAGCUCGCAGCUUCGAUGGGACUCACGCAAACACAGGCAAGUCAACGUUUGCUUUUACUUGUAUUUCCUAUAGGCCUAAUGCUUGCAGUUUCAUAUACUUUUGACCACGUUAAACAAUAGGCCACCAAUUGGUUACAUUGGCUAUUUAUUCUCUGUUUGUUUGGGUUAUAAACAACUGUUGUCCUGAUGUUAUCGAAUGUUUCGAAUUGAUUAUUAUCAUGCAGAUGUUCUAUGAAAAAGCUUACAAAUAUUUCGAGGCUGGGCCUAUGAAUCGGCUACACAUAAUUCUGGGUAGCUAUUUAUUCUACUUCUGUUAUUCUUCAUAGCUUUUCAAUUAGGCACUUAAUGGUGUUCAGCAAGCAUUUCGUCUUCAUUCAAUUGUUAUUUAAAAAGUCCAAAUGGUGCGUCACUGUCGCCUGGUCUAGAGUUUAUUGAAAUUGCCCAACUAGACAAUCUUAAUAACCAUGGUUAUCUCUCUCUUUUCAGGUAAAGAUUUGGUUUCAGAAUAAGCGAUCGAAGUUCAAGAAACUGAUGAAGCAAGGUGGUGGCACAAUUGACACAAACACUUUAGCCCAAUUUAAUGGUCACGGACCUACGACUGGAUCUCCGGUAGCACCGGUUUGGAGCUCACCGACCACCGUGAAAACAUCCGUGGGUACACCAGGGUCUUACAUUCCAAGUUACACCUCAUGGUAUCCAACUGCACACCAAGAGUCUAUGCAGCAACCGCAACUCAUGUGA
Molecule: messenger RNA, 1501 nt
Organism: Coregonus sp. 'balchen'
Lineage: Eukaryota; Metazoa; Chordata; Actinopteri; Salmoniformes; Salmonidae
Source: the annotation of a GenBank genome assembly